UUGUCAAAGACUUUUAUGGCUAUUAAUAUGACAAAGGUGAGUGAUUAUGAAACAUGACAGUUUCAUUUGUUUGAAAUGGACAGCCAGAGACUAAAAUUUUAAGAUAAUUUUCAGAUGGAAACGUUUUAAUUAGAAGUAGAAAAUGAGAUAUGAUACAGGUCACCUUUUUUUUUUUUUUUUACCUUCUAAGACAUGUACUUAGGAAGCUUCAUAUUGGGCCUUGAUUUAAUUCAUAUUUAGUCGUCUCCUCCCUACACAUUAAUAUAAUAUCUAUAUAGAGCUCAUUGCAUGGUAUAAUUACUGAAGAGAUCAAUGGCUGGGAAAGCGCACAGUCAUUGAGCAUGUCUGUUAUAUUCUAACGGGACAGUGCUCCUGUGUUGGCGUUCAGUGCGCUCAGAGAUAAGAAUUGAUUCGCUGUUUCAAAUGAAUUCAAUCUGUGGCUUAGGGCUUUCUUUUCUGAGAAGUUAUGCUUGGUAGAAAUUUGCCUGACAGGCUUACCCAUCACAGGGUGAAGCCCUGGGAGCAUAAAGCCAUGUAAAUGAGCAGAAGGAACCCUCUCCCCCUUUGGAGUUUUCUCUUCUUUCUCUGCUCUCCUCCUUUCUUAACCCUAAUUUUCCCACUUCAGUCCUUGUCCCAGCAUUUUCAUGCUUUUUAUCAGUGUUAGGAUGCCAGGCCCCAGGAAAGAAAGGUAAGUGGGGACGGUGCUGUGUGGAGAGCAGUGCGGAGUUAACAGGAGAGAUCGGUGCUCGGCUAUUCUGCUAGUUCUCCAAACGUCAGAGAGAAAGAACUUCUGAUUUCAGAGCAUUUAUAGGCUGAUGAGGAGACAGAAAUCAAAGACAGAGUCCCUGUCCUCAAGUUGCUUAUGGCCCUUUGGGGGAAACAGACCUGUCAGUUCACGGUGAGAGGGAAGAAACCCCCAGUAUUGAAAAGCUACUCUCAAAGGACUGGAAAGACAAGCUUCUGGCAAUGGGAUCAGGAAACUUUGGUGAAAUAAAAGGGACUCCUGAGAGCCUAGCUGAGAAAGAAAGACAGCUCAUGGGUAUGAUCAAUCAGCUGACUAGUCUGCGAGAGCAGCUGUUGGCUGCCCACGAUGAGCAGAAGAAACUAGCUGCAUCCCAGAUUGAGAAACAGCGCCAGCAAAUGGAGCUGGCCAAGCAGCAGCAGGAACAGAUCGCAAGACAACAGCAGCAGCUCCUGCAGCAGCAACACAAGAUCAAUUUGCUCCAGCAACAGAUCCAGCAGGUCCAAGGUCAGUUGCCGCCAUUAAUGAUUCCCGUAUUCCCUCCUGAUCAACGGACGCUGGCUGCGGCUGCCCAGCAGGGAUUCCUCCUUCCUCCAGGCUUCAGCUAUAAGGCUGGAUGUAGUGACCCUUACCCUGUUCAGCUGAUCCCAACUACCAUGGCAGCUGCUGCCGCAGCAACACCGGGCUUAGGCCCACUCCAACUGCAGCAGUUAUAUGCUGCCCAGCUAGCUGCAAUGCAGGUAUCUCCAGGAGGGAAGCUCCCAGGCAUACCCCAAGGCAACCUCGGUGCUGCUGUUUCUCCUACCAGCAUUCACACAGACAAGAGCACAAACAGCCCACCACCCAAAAGCAAGGAUGAAGUGGCACAGCCACUGAACCUCUCAGCUAAACCCAAGACCUCUGAUGGCAAAUCACCCACAUCACCCACCUCUCCCCAUAUGCCAGCUCUGAGAAUAAACAGUGGGGCAGGCCCCCUCAAAGCCUCUGUCCCAGCAGCAUUAGCUAGUCCUUCAACCAGAGUUAGCACAAUAGGUUAUUUAAAUGACCAUGAUGCUGUCACCAAGGCGAUCCAAGAAGCUCGGCAGAUGAAGGAACAGCUUCGGCGGGAACAGCAGGUGCUUGAUGGGAAGGUGGCUGUUGUGAAUAGUCUAGGUCUCAAUAACUGCCGGACAGAAAAGGAAAAAACAACACUGGAGAGUCUGACUCAGCAACUGGCAGUUAAGCAGAAUGAAGAAGGAAAAUUUAGCCAUGCAAUGAUGGAUUUCAAUCUGAGUGGAGAUUCUGAUGGAAGUGCUGGAGUCUCAGAGUCAAGAAUUUAUAGGGAAUCCAGAGGGCGUGGUAGCAAUGAGCCCCACAUAAAGCGUCCAAUGAACGCCUUCAUGGUGUGGGCUAAAGAUGAACGCAGGAAAAUCCUUCAGGCCUUUCCCGACAUGCACAAUUCCAACAUCAGCAAGAUACUGGGUUCUCGCUGGAAAGCUAUGACAAACCUAGAGAAACAGCCAUACUACGAGGAGCAAGCCCGUCUGAGCAAGCAGCACCUGGAGAAGUACCCCGACUACAAAUACAAGCCCAGGCCCAAGCGCACCUGCCUCGUGGACGGCAAGAAGCUGCGCAUCGGCGAGUACAAGGCCAUCAUGCGGAACCGGAGGCAGGAGAUGCGGCAGUACUUCAACGUCGGGCAACAAGCACAGAUCCCCAUCGCCACUGCUGGUGUUGUGUACCCUGGAGCCAUCGCCAUGGCCGGAAUGCCCUCCCCUCACCUGCCCUCAGAGCACUCAAGCGUGUCUAGCAGCCCAGAGCCAGGGAUGCCCGUUAUUCAGAGCACUUAUGGUGUCAAAGGAGAGGAGCCCCAUAUCAAAGAAGAGAUCCAGGCUGAGGACAUCAACGGAGAAAUCUAUGAUGAGUACGACGAGGAAGAGGAUGACCCAGAUGUAGAUUAUGGGAGUGACAGUGAAAACCAUAUUGCAGGACAAGCCAACUGAUAAGGGUCAAAAGAUUGUUGUGACCUUAGGACUUAAAGAAGCCCUAACUGGUUCAUCCUUACCAGUGGCCAAGCACAUUAACUUUCUCAUACACUGACUGUUACUUUAACUGUUAGUCUUAAAUAGUUGGGACAUCAGCUGACUAAUAGACCUCAGCCUCAAAAGGCUUGGAAAGGAAAAAAAAAAUACAACAAGCAAACAAGAAUAUCAACAAGAGAUUGAAAUAAGCUAUGGGUAAAAUAAUGCCAGUAAUUCAGCUGCUACAUCCAAGCACUGAAGUCUUACCCGUCAACUUUUUUUUUUUUAAUAAACUUUAUGGCUGUUUGUUCUACAA
This is a messenger RNA of Otolemur garnettii (small-eared galago), 3058 nucleotides long. RefSeq names its product SRY-box 5 (gene SOX5). Lineage: Eukaryota; Metazoa; Chordata; Mammalia; Primates; Galagidae. Gene Ontology annotation, biological process: regulation of transcription by RNA polymerase II; cell fate commitment; positive regulation of chondrocyte differentiation. Bases 967 to 2724 code for a protein of 585 amino acids. Gene Ontology annotation, molecular function: RNA polymerase II cis-regulatory region sequence-specific DNA binding; DNA-binding transcription factor activity, RNA polymerase II-specific. The transcript has 14 exons. The record is from RefSeq and is a predicted model, not a curated record. Gene Ontology annotation, cellular component: nucleus.